AUGGAGGGGUCAAACGGCACAUCGCUUGGCGCGGAGGAGUUCACGAACACCUUCAGGGGCUGGAACGCCUCCACGCCGAGGGAAAUUCCCAUCGUGCACUGGGUCAUCAUGAGCAUCUCCCCGCUGGGCUUUGUGGAAAACAGCUUUCUCCUCUGGUUCCUGUGCUUCCGGAUGAGAAGAAACCCCUUUACGGUCUACAUCACCCACUUGUCUAUUGCAGACAUAUCGUUGCUCUUCUGUAUUUUCAUUCUGUCUAUCGACUAUGCCCUUGACUACGAGCUCUCCUCUGGCUAUUACUACACAAUCAUCUCUUUGUCGGUGACUUUUCUGUUUGGCUACAACACAGGCCUUUACCUCCUGACAGCUAUCAGUGUGGAGAGGUGUCUGUCAGUCCUGUAUCCCCUUUGGUAUCGAUGCCAGCGCCCCAAACACCAGUCAGCAUUCGUCUGUGCCCUCCUGUGGGCUCUUUCUUGCCUAGUAACCCUCAUGGAGUAUGCCAUGUGUAUCGACAGUAGAGGACAGGGCCAGUCUCGGGGCGACUGUCGUGCGGUCAUUAUCUUCAUUGCUGUUCUGAGCUUCCUGGUCUUCACCCCACUCAUGGUGGUGUCCAGCACCAUCCUGGUGGUUAAGAUCAGAAAGAACACGUGGACUUCCCACUCUUCCAAGCUUUACCUGGUCAUCAUGGUCUCCAUCAUCAUCUUCCUCAUUUUCGCCAUGCCCAUGAGGCUGCUUUACCUGCUCUACUAUGAGUACUGGCCGACGUCUGGGAACCUCCACCACAUUUCUCUGCUCUUCUCCACCAUCAACAGCAGCACUAACCCUUUAAUUUACUUCUUUGUGGGUAGCAGUAAGAAGAAGCGGUUCAAGGAGUCCUUAAAGGUGGUUCUCACCCGGGCUUUCAAAGAUGAGGUGCAGGCCCGGCGCCAGGAAGACCGUGGUAAUGCCAUUACCAUGGAGACUGCCGUCUGA
Elephantulus edwardii (Cape elephant shrew) is the source of this 969-nucleotide messenger RNA. It is a transcript of the gene MAS1, whose product is annotated as MAS1 oncogene. The record is from RefSeq and is a predicted model, not a curated record. The transcript has a single exon. Gene Ontology annotation, molecular function: angiotensin receptor activity. The coding region runs from base 1 to 969 and encodes 322 amino acids. Gene Ontology annotation, cellular component: membrane. NCBI's taxonomy places the organism in Eukaryota, Metazoa, Chordata, Mammalia, Macroscelidea, Macroscelididae. Gene Ontology annotation, biological process: G protein-coupled receptor signaling pathway.